Molecule: messenger RNA, 664 nt
Organism: Meloidogyne enterolobii
Lineage: Eukaryota; Metazoa; Nematoda; Chromadorea; Rhabditida; Meloidogynidae
Source: the annotation of a GenBank genome assembly
UCAAUGACAGAUGAUAUUCUUCCUUCCUCUUCAGCAGAGCGUUUUAGCCCUAAAAAUUCUGAGGAUGUGCGGAUUUUGCUCGUCGGUGAUGAAGGGGUUGGUAAAACAAGUAUAAUAAUGGCUCUUGUACACGACAAUUUUUGUACAAAUGUUCCAGCGCGUUGUGAGCAAGUUAUUAUUCCUAGAGAUGUUUCUCCUGAUGGAGUUUUAACUGAAAUAAUUGAUUAUUCACCACGAGAGCAAUCUGAAGAUGAACUUAUUUCACUAAUACAACGAGCAAAUGUGAUUUGUGUUGUUUAUUCUGUUAGAGAUACUGAGACUAUGAACAGGGUAACUUCAUACUGGCUUCCUCUGAUUCAAAAAUCACUUGGCGGGGGAGAGCACAACCGUUCAGUGCUUCUUGCAGCAAAUAAGUCAGAUCGUCAGGACGAAACGUCUCAUAUUGACAAAAUGAUCCCUAUAAUGAAUGAUUAUUUGGAAAUUGAAACUGUUGUUGAAUGUUCUGCUAAAAUAAUGAAAAACAUCUCGGAGAUUUUUUUCUAUGCGCAAAAGGCGGUUGUUUAUCCAUUUCGACCUUUAAUGUCUUUAGAAGAAAAGAAGCUUUCAAUGAAAUGCCAGAAAGCUCUUGCAAGGAUAUUUAAGCGAUUCCGAUAAUGAUGGCUUC